GUAACCGUAGUAAUACUCAAAAAUCUGAUUUAAUUAUAUCCCUUAACCUCAAACCAAAUCUUCCCUAUAAAACCCUCUAACACUCCCUUUUUUCUUCUUCGUCGUCUCUCUGUCAGAGAUUGAGAUACCCAUUUCUCGGUUAACUAGAGAGGGGAAAAUUUUAGUGAGAGAAAAUAAUAAAAACUCAUAAAUAUGAGAACUAGAAGAGGACUUUGUUAUCCCAAACUUCAUGCUUCUUCCACCACAAUCACUCUUUCUAUUCAUGAUGAUAAUAGUGUUCAGAAGAUGAAGAUGUUGAAGAAUAAUAAUGGUUGUGGUGUUCGUGUUGUUAAUGGCGAUGUUGAUAAAAAGAGAUCGUCUUUUUUUUCGCCGGGAAUCGAAAAUGAUACAUUUAGAUAUGAUAGUUGUAGCAAUCGUUGCCGGAAAAGAGCGAAAGUGUCGCCGGAGUUAGCCGGAGGUUCUGACUUUUUCGACUCUUUACCGGACGAACUUGUCGUCUCUAUUUUGUGCAAACUUAGUUCGUCUGCCACUUGUCCUUCUGAUUUCAUCAACGUUCUCAUAACAUGUAAGAGAUUCAACAGUUUAGGCCUUGAUUCAUUGGUGUUGUCUAAAGCUUCGCCAAAAACAUUCGCUAUUAAAGCAAAAAAUUGGUCCGAAUCUGCUCAUCGUUUCCUAAAAAUUUGCUCCGAUGCCGGAAAUGUUGAUGCCUGCUACACUCUUGGCAUGAUUCGCUUCUAUUGCUUACAAAACCGAGGAAGCGGAGCGUCAUUAAUGGCGAAAGCAGCGAUUAACUCGCACGCGCAAGCCUUAUACUCAUUAGCAGUCAUUCAAUUUAACGGCAGUGGAGGAUCAAAGAGCGACAAAGACUUACGCGCCGGAGUCGCGUUAUGUGCGCGUGCCGCCUUCUUAGGCCACGUGGACGCACUCCGUGAACUCGGUCACUGUCUUCAAGACGGUUACGGUGUCCGUCAAAACGUCGCCGAAGGUCGUCGUUUCCUUGUUCAAGCAAACGCACGUGAGCUCGCCGCUGCUCUCACGUGUUCUUCACCUUCUCCCUGUUGGCCUACCCAUCCACCAAACGGAAACCGCCUCGUGGCGUCCACCACCACCACCACAGCAAUUGGUUGUCCGUUGUUGAGUGAUUUUGGAUUCAACGUUCCGGCUCCAGAAGCUCACCCCGCGAACCGGUUUUUAACCGAGUGGUUUAGUUCUCGGGCCGGAGAUAUAAAAACAGAACUAGGUUUAAGGCUUUGUUCUCAUUCGGGUUGUGGUAGACCGGAGACGCGUAAUCAUGAGUUUAGACGGUGCUCUGUAUGCGGAGCCGUUAACUACUGCUCACGUGCUUGUCAGGCGCUGGAUUGGAAGUUGAGGCAUAAAGGAGAUUGUGCUCCCAUGGCUAGAUGGAUUCAAGUUGAUGAAGAUAAUGAUAACAUCAACCCCGGUAACGGAGUUGAAAUAAACGCCAUGGAAAUUGAUGGUGAUAGAUAACGGCCAAUUUGUCCAUUGACUGACGGCAAUGGUGCUAUAUAGUUGGGCCUUGGGGUUCAUUUGGGCCGGGUGGGUAGAUCGAGGGUAAAAGUGGAAAUUCUAUUUUCUGGAAAAUUAAAAAUAAAAAAAAAAUACUUUUAUAUUCUUUAAGGGUGCCAUUGGAUGUAAUGAAACGGAGGAAAAGAAAGGAGAGGAACUUGGAGGAAGAAAAAAUCUCUUAUUUAGAUGGCAAAAUAAAAGGUAAGGAAUUUAGAAGGGAGAGAAUUGAAAGAAUUUGAUUGAUAUUAAAGUUUUAAUCUCUCUAAAAUUAGAAAAAUUUGAAAGGAAGACUUUUAUUUUCUUUUCUAUUCCUUCCAUUCACUCUUAUACAAACAAGAGUUAUUUUCUUUUUAUUUUUCUUCUCUUUCUUUUCCUUUUCUUCCAUUCCCUUUUCUCCUUUUCACUUAAUGUAAAAGAAAAUGAAAGUGGGAGGAAAUGGUGAUAGGAAAUUAAACAAUCAGAAAAUAUCCGAGAUUUUUAAAAAAUAUUUCUUUGUAUAGAGAGAGGAAUUUGUACCCUUCAGCGGAUCUAAUGUACUUUUAAUUAGUUAAAAUCACUGCUUAAUUACAAAUUAUGAAUUAACAAUUACUCACUUUGUGACAUUGACAUAGUAUUGGUUACCAUUUUCUUUCUAUUCUAUCGAAUAAUUUGCCACAAUUUUAUCAUUUGAUUAGUUUUCACUUAGAUUAUCAUUCAACUAUACUUAAAUUAUUUUCUCUUUGGCUUAUUAUUUUAUAUAAAAUUGUUUGCAAAUAAAAGUCUCCAUGUUUAUAAUUUUUGCGAAUUAUAGUAUUAAGGUUUAAGUUUUGCGAAUUAUAGUAUUAAGGUUUAAGUUUUACGAAUUAUAACUUUCAACUUAAACAUAGUGAACACCAAUACAGUCAAGUAACUGGUUUCUGGUGAAUUUUUCCCAAUAUACCCUUUGGCUGGCUCUUAACUCCCCUUGGCUUUUAAAAUUAAAGGAUAUGCGGUCAAAUGAAUGAAUAUUAUUGGUGUUUAUUUUGAUAAGUUGAAAAUUAUAAUUUGCAGAAGUAAAAUUUUAAGACUUUAAUUGGAAAAAACUUAAAACUUAAAACUUAAAAUUCAUAAUUUAUAAAUGAUUCAUUUAUAAAAAAUGUAUCUAAAAUUAGGGUAUAAGAAUUAGUUGGGGGAUGUCACGUUGUAGUUAAUGUUUAGCAAUAGGAGAAAUAGAAAGAAAAAUAGUAGAAGCAGUAUUAGGUAAGUGGAUUGGGAUGAAUUACCAAACAGGAAUUUUGCUUAAGCCUGCAAUUUAACUUAGAGGGAAAGAGAAGUUGUAGUUCUCCUUACAAUUCUUUGUUUAGCUUGAUUGUUAAAAGAAGUUGGAAAUUCCAAAUGUUAUAGAAACUUGCAUUUAUAAAAACAAAGGAAAGUAAUGGAAUGGAAACAAUUGCGAAAAUGAAUUUAUUUGUCAUGGGUGGGACCUCCAAGUAAGAACUCAAGGGUUCUCUAAAAUUAUUUGGAUUAAUCGAAAUUGAAUAUGAUUCAAUCAGAUUUGACAUAAUUUGUAUAUGAAAAUCAAAUCAAAGUGUUUAGAUAUUUAUAUAUGUUAAUUAAGAAUUAAAAUUAACUCGAUCUGAAAUAUUAUACCGAACAUUUGAAUGGACACCUUGUCCAUUGUAAAAUGAUAUAU
Molecule: messenger RNA, 3178 nt
Organism: Amaranthus tricolor (Joseph's coat)
Lineage: Eukaryota; Viridiplantae; Streptophyta; Magnoliopsida; Caryophyllales; Amaranthaceae
Product: F-box protein At1g67340-like
Exons: 3
Coding region: 193-1488 (431 amino acids)
Molecular function (GO): protein binding
Source: RefSeq, a predicted model, not a curated record